This is a messenger RNA of Nymphaea colorata (pocket water lily), 1379 nucleotides long. Its product is annotated as pentatricopeptide repeat-containing protein At4g21190. Lineage: Eukaryota; Viridiplantae; Streptophyta; Magnoliopsida; Nymphaeales; Nymphaeaceae. Gene Ontology annotation, molecular function: protein binding. The transcript has 7 exons. Bases 556 to 1323 code for a protein of 255 amino acids. The record is from RefSeq and is a predicted model, not a curated record.
GCCGUCUACAAUGGCAAGCCCAUUUUUCUUGGCCUUCACGCGGCUUCCUCCUCCUGCUCCCUCUCUCCAUCAGCGCGACCUGUAUCUCCACCACUGUUAGUCGGCAUGGUCACGACUGCCUCCAAACGACAGCACCACCACUAAGCCCACUACGAUUAGGGGUGGGCAUAAAACCAGCAGCACCGCCACCACCAUUCGUCAACACAAACGCCGGCACACCAUCCAAAAUCACCAACGCUAUCACCAAGUAAUUACCACCCAAAAUUACCACUGCUACUCGUACCGAUAGUCGUUGCUCCGAUAGGAAACGACCUUCAGCUCCCAUUAGCUUUUUAUCAUCGGACCAAUAGCAGCAAACUACCGGCUUCUCCAGUGGUCUUAACCUCGUCCUAGCUUGCUCCCUUAACAGCGGUUCCCUCCAUUCUGAGCGCCAUUUCUUUUCGCCUUCUUCUCUGCUAUCGCCGAAAAUCUAUCCUCCUUCUAGGAAAGAAGGAGAGCGCUCCCUAACGCCCGAGGAAAGCUUCGAGAAGAACAUACUGCGUGUGGCUCUCAAAGAUGCUAUUGGUAGCAAAUCCAUUGACAUUUAACUCGACGAGUUCAUGUUCCAUCGAUCUCCAUAGUAGACUGCGGUAUUAUGUGCUAUGUGCUGCAAAAGGCCCAAGGCCUAGGUUUCCUCGUGCGUGGAAAUCAAGGAAGAGAAUAGGCACUGUCUCCAAGUCACUCAAGCUUGUUGAAUGUAUAAGAGGACUGUCUAAUGUGAAAGAAGAAGUUUAUGGGGCUCUUGAUUCUUUCAUUGCUUGGGAUCUGGAGUUUCCCUUGAUUACAGUGAAGAAAGCUUUGAAAAAGCUUGAAGAAGAAAGGGAAUGGAAGCGAAUAAUUCAGGUCACGAAAUGGAUGGUGAGUAAAGGCCAGGGCAAGACCAUGGGGAGUUAUUUUAUGUUAUUGAAUGCUUUAGCAGAAGAUGGUAGGCUUGAGGAAGCCGAGGACCUUUGGAGUAAGAUAUUCUCUGAAAAUCUAGAAGGCACACCACGUAUUUUCUUCGACAAAAUGAUUUCUAUUUAUCAUAGCAAGGGCAUGCACAGAAAGAUGUUUGAGGUUUUUGCCGAUAUGGAAGAGCUUGGUAUCCGGCCCAACAACUCUAUCGUAGCAAUGAUUGGAGAUGCAUUCAAGGAACUUGGAAUGCUUGAUAAAUAUGAAAAACUAGUGAAAAAGUAUCCUCCCCAGAUAUGGGAGUACCGGUAUGUAAAAGGAAAACGCGUGAGAGUCAGGACAGAGUAUGUCAAAGAGCCUGUCAAUUUAAUAGUUUCUGAACCUAACAUGUAAAAUGCUCUUCUAUGAGAUUAUACAAGUUUCCGUAAGAUGGUUUUAUUUCCUUUCCA